CCAAGUUGAAGGAGUCCCGGCUUUGCCUAAUAGCUGGGGGAGGCAGGACUAUUGAGAAGAGGAAAGAAAGAGAGAGGAGAGAGAAAGAUGAACUGAAGAGUAAACAUGUAUGGCAAUUACUCUCACUUCAUGAAGUUUCCUGCAGGCUUUGGCAGUUCUCUCAGUCACCCUAACUCAACAUCCAUGAGCCCAUCACCAGCCCUGACCACAGGAAAAUCCACGGACAGCCACUCCAAUUACGUUGAGGCCCCAGUCAGUGUUCCCAGGACACUUGCCUCCCCACUGAGUGCCGUCGGCUCUCCUUUGAAUGCUCUGGGCUCCUCCUACCGUGUCAUUACAUCAGCCAUAGGACCUCACUCCUUAUCCCUGGCUACCUCUCCAGGUGUCAACAUGGUUGGUCCAGCCAGUUCUCAGCUCAAUGUUGUGAACAAUAUCAGAAGCUCGGAUGACAUCAAGCCCUUGCCAGGGCUUCAAGGGAUGGGAACCAUGACGUAUCCAUCCACUAGCCCUGGCUCCCUUGCCAAACACAUAUGUGCCAUCUGUGGAGACAGAUCAUCAGGGAAGCACUAUGGGGUAUAUAGCUGUGAAGGCUGUAAAGGGUUCUUCAAGAGGACAAUAAGGAAAGACCUCAUCUACACAUGCCGCGAUAAUAAGGACUGCCUCAUUGAUAAGCGCCAACGGAACCGUUGCCAAUACUGUCGCUAUCAGAAGUGCCUUGUCAUGGGUAUGAAGAGGGAAGCUGUGCAAGAGGAGAGGCAGAGAAGCCGGGAGAGGGCUGAGAAUGAAGUGGAAUCCACCAGCAGUGGCCAUGAAGACAUGCCCGUGGAAAGGAUCCUAGAAGCGGAACUCGCUGUUGAACCAAAGACUGAAUCCUAUGGGGACACAAACAUGGAGAACUCGACGAAUGAUCCCGUCACCAACAUAUGCCAUGCUGCUGAUAAGCAGCUCUUUACUCUCGUUGAAUGGGCCAAACGCAUCCCACACUUCUCUGACCUCACCUUGGAAGACCAAGUUAUUCUUCUUCGGGCAGGCUGGAAUGAACUGCUGAUUGCCUCCUUCUCCCAUCGCUCGGUGUCUGUACAGGAUGGGAUCCUCCUCGCCACUGGUCUGCACGUUCACCGAAGCAGUGCGCACAGUGCCGGGGUCGGGUCCAUCUUUGACAGAGUUCUCACCGAGCUGGUUUCUAAAAUGAAAGACAUGCAGAUGGAUAAAUCUGAGUUAGGCUGCCUUCGGGCCAUUGUCCUUUUUAACCCAGAUGCUAAGGGUUUGUCCAAUCCCUCUGAAGUGGAAGCUCUCCGAGAGAAGGUUUAUGCUACUCUUGAAGCAUACACUAAACAGAAAUACCCUGAUCAGCCUGGCAGGUUUGCCAAGCUCCUGCUUCGACUCCCAGCCCUCCGGUCCAUUGGCUUGAAAUGUCUUGAGCACCUUUUCUUCUUCAAGCUCAUUGGAGACACACCCAUUGAUACCUUUCUCAUGGAGAUGCUGGAAACCCCACUCCAGAUUACCUGAAUCCAUCAGUUUUCCCUCAUCAUACCUGGGGACACUCCAGGGCCCAGGAUCCUGUGAUCCCCCUCUUCUGCAUACUCUCCUCCCAGCCUCCCACCAACCUUGACUCUCUUCCCAUCCCCGUAAUGUGACAGCUUGUAAUAAAGAAAGCCUUUUUACACAUGAGACCUUUUUAGGUGGAGUUUUGCAUAGAUGAUAAACUUAACUGUUCCUUGCUAGAAAGGGGUUGAGGGGUUCUGGCCUUUCUGAUGGUUCUUGGGUCAUUAACCAAACACUCUGUACAUAUAAUUGGUUUAAAUUAUUUUUUCACUUUCCACAGAAGACAAAGAAAUACAAAUAAUAAAAUAAUAUAUGACAUUG
Messenger RNA from Trichosurus vulpecula (common brushtail), 1866 nucleotides. It is a transcript of the gene RXRG, whose product is annotated as retinoid X receptor gamma. Lineage: Eukaryota; Metazoa; Chordata; Mammalia; Diprotodontia; Phalangeridae. The coding region runs from base 106 to 1509 and encodes 467 amino acids. Gene Ontology annotation, molecular function: zinc ion binding; retinoic acid-responsive element binding; nuclear steroid receptor activity. Gene Ontology annotation, biological process: cell differentiation; anatomical structure development; positive regulation of transcription by RNA polymerase II. The transcript is spliced from 10 exons. Gene Ontology annotation, cellular component: nucleus; RNA polymerase II transcription regulator complex. The record is from RefSeq and is a predicted model, not a curated record.